CUCUGUCCUCCUUCUGUUUGUCAUCUUGUGAAACCUGGGAUCUCAUUACGGACUUCCAGACAUCUAGGUCCAGCUCAGGUUUCUGCUGUGGAGCAUCUUUUCUCAAAACCGAGCCAGUACUCAGGGAUCGGCUUGGGCUUGCCAUAACUGACUUUCUCGUUAGAGCUGAAGAUUCGGUUCUUCCCGACAGGAGUCGGUUCUUUUUGUUCGCCACAAAUAAUUGGCUCUUCGAACCGACUCGUUCACGAACAACACAUCACAAUGAGUUUGUUUUUGCCGAAACUAUCGAGUAAAAAGGAGGUCGAUGAAGUGAUCAAAACAGUCGCAGAGAAAGUGCUGGUGUUGCGCUUCGGACGAGAUGAAGACUCCGUGUGCAUGCAACUCGACGAAAUUCUUUCCAAAACCUCCCAUGACCUGAGUAAAAUGACUUCUAUAUAUUUGGUGGAUGUGGAUAAAAUGCCUGUUUAUACCCGCUAUUUCGACAUCAGUUACAUUCCAUCAAUCGUCUUCUUCUUCAAUGGACAGCACAUGAAGGUCGAUUAUGGGUCUCCAGAUCAUACUAAGUUUGUCGGAUGCUUUAAAACGAAGCAGGACUUCAUCGAUCUUAUUGAGGUGAUCUAUCGUGGUGCCAUGAGAGGAAAACUGAUCGUGCGAAGCCCUAUCGAUCCACGAAAUAUUCCUAAAUACGAUCUGCUCUACCAUGGGAUUUAGGUGUGAAAUAAACCUCACACGUGAAGAUUAGUUUUAUGAAAUGUAAGAAAAUAUGGGGAUUUUUUGCUCGUAUUUGUAAAGCAUGACACUUUAGUUGUUUCCUGUGGAAAUGCAUUUUAGAUUUUAGAAAUUUGUAUACUUGUAAAAUUACCAAUAAAAACAAUCGUGUCACGAUGUA
Molecule: messenger RNA, 889 nt
Organism: Silurus meridionalis
Lineage: Eukaryota; Metazoa; Chordata; Actinopteri; Siluriformes; Siluridae
Gene: txnl4b
Product: thioredoxin-like 4B
Exons: 4
Coding region: 262-711 (149 amino acids)
Biological process (GO): mRNA splicing, via spliceosome
Cellular component (GO): U4/U6 x U5 tri-snRNP complex; U5 snRNP; spliceosomal complex
Source: RefSeq, a predicted model, not a curated record